This is a messenger RNA of Trichosurus vulpecula (common brushtail), 1964 nucleotides long. RefSeq names its product beta-1,4-galactosyltransferase 3 (gene B4GALT3). Lineage: Eukaryota; Metazoa; Chordata; Mammalia; Diprotodontia; Phalangeridae. Gene Ontology annotation, biological process: galactosylceramide biosynthetic process; carbohydrate metabolic process. Gene Ontology annotation, molecular function: glycosyltransferase activity. The transcript has 9 exons. Bases 290 to 1471 code for a protein of 393 amino acids. The record is from RefSeq and is a predicted model, not a curated record.
CCAGCCCUUUUCCAAGAUGGCGGUGGCUGCUCUUUCCUGGCUCCUAGGGCGGCAGUGAAAGGGGAUAUGAAAGAAGGCCAGGGCCAGGAGACAUUCCACCCCGAUUCAAACUCCCCAAGACGUCCAGAAUCUCUCCCUGACCCGCCUCCCCCCAGAUGGAGAGAACUUUCCUUUCUCCUCUUUCCAACAUUUCCAACUUUAGAUGAUGCCUCACAGACCUACCCCUCCAGAGCCCCCUGGACCCCCUACUUCCCUUCAAGCCACAGCCUGAGUCCAGUCAUACUCCAGGAUGUUUCGUCGGAUUCUAGAUCGGCCUUGCACGUUGGCCUUGCUUGUGGGCUCCCAGCUGGCUGUCAUGAUGUACCUGUCCCUUGGUGGUUUCCGUAGCCUUGGUGCCCUGUUUGGUCGAGACCCAGGCCCCACCUUCGAUUAUUCACGACCCCAUGAUGUCUAUACCAACCUCAGCCGCCUGCCUGGUGCCCCUCCUGCCCCAGGGGCGCCUGUGGCUCCAGAGGCUUUGCCCUACUGCCCUGAGCGCUCUCCCCUCCUAGUGGGUCCUGUGUCGGUGUCCUUUAGUCCUGUGCCAUCGAUGGCACAGAUUUUGGAGAGGAACCCUCGAGUGGAACUGGGGGGCCGCUACCAUCCAGGGGACUGUGAGCCUCGCUCUCGAACUGCCAUCAUCGUGCCACAUCGGGCUCGGGAACCCCAUCUCCGUCUGCUACUCUACCACCUGCAUCCUUUUCUGCAACGUCAGCAGCUUGCCUACGGCAUCUACGUCAUCCACCAGGCUGGAAACGGAACAUUUAACAGGGCGAAGCUGCUGAACGUGGGGGUUCGGGAGGCCCUUCGUGAUGAAGAGUGGGACUGUUUGUUUCUGCAUGAUGUGGACUUGCUGCCUGAAAAUGAUCACAAUCUUUAUGUCUGUGACCCUGGAGGUCCCAGGCAUGUUGCUGUUGCCAUGAACAAGUUUGGAUAUAGCCUCCCAUACCCCCAGUACUUUGGGGGGGUCUCAGCUCUUACUCCAGAUCAGUACCUGAAGAUGAAUGGCUUCCCCAAUGAGUAUUGGGGUUGGGGUGGAGAAGAUGAUGAUAUUGCUACCAGGGUUCGUCUUGCUGGGAUGAAGAUCUCUCGACCACCCAUCUCUGUGGGACACUACAAGAUGGUGAAACACCGAGGAGAUAAGGGAAAUGAAGAAAACCCCCACAGGUUUGACCUCUUGAUCCGGACACAACGUUCAUGGACACAGGAUGGAAUGAACUCUCUGACAUACCGACUGCUGGCUCGAGAACUGGGCCCACUUUAUACCAAUAUUACAGCAGACAUUGGGGUUGAUCCCCGUGGCCCCCGGCCUCCCUCAGGUCCCAAAUUCCCACCUGGUUCCUCUCAGGCCUUUCGUCAUGAGAUGCUACAGCGCCGGCCUCCAGCACGGCCUGGUCCUCUGCCUCCUGCCAACCACACUGGUUCCCACUGACAACCCCUCUUUUCAUUUGAGAUUGGAGGGAAUGUGUCCUCUCCUGGUCCCCUUUCACUGCUGCCUAAGGGGGUUAUCUCUGCUGUGCUGUGCUGGAGCUGGGCUCCUGCAGCCCUAGAGGGCCCUACUUCAGAGUUCCCCAAGAUAGGGCACAUGACUGUGAUCCACGGACGUGUUAUACAUAAUGCUGACUCUCCACCUCUGUGGAGUACCCUGCCACUAGGGUAGGAGUAGGUUUGGGCCCUAGGGUUCUCCUACUCCCUCCUCACCCCCCCACCCCCAAAAGAGGGCUCAGGUAUGACCCUCCUCCCUGGGCCCCUGUGAAUAUUUAUUUUAUUUAUGGCCCCUGGGGAGGGCAUAUGUCAGUUGGGGAGGGCAUGAUCCCUCCCCUUCGUGAUUCUCUUCUGGGGUAUCUCUCUCCCCACCAGGCCUGUCUGGGAACCCUGGGAUUUUUAUAUAUAUUUUCUAAUAAAGGACUUUGUCGUGUCUGCCC